This is a messenger RNA of Micromonas pusilla CCMP1545, 423 nucleotides long. RefSeq lists its product as uncharacterized. NCBI's taxonomy places the organism in Eukaryota, Viridiplantae, Chlorophyta, Mamiellophyceae, Mamiellales, Mamiellaceae. The record is from RefSeq and is a predicted model, not a curated record. The transcript has a single exon. The coding region runs from base 1 to 423 and encodes 140 amino acids.
AUGUCGAGCGCGCUCGUGCUCGCGAACGUCGCGCGCCCGCGUCUCGCGGCGCGCGCGUCGCGUCGAAGCCCCCGGGCGUCGUCGUCGUCUUCGUCUUCAUCGCGGGAGAAGACGGAAACGCCCUCGUCGUCGUCCCCCGCGCGCGACGCGUCCUCGUCCACCGCGGACGCGCCGACGCGGACGACGCCGCCGCCGCGCCUCGGACGUCGUGUGGCGGCCGCGACGACGCUCGCGGCCGCCGCCGCCGCCGCUCUCGCCGCCGCCGACGACGCGGAGGCGGCGACCGCGGAGAUAGAUAAACAAUUGCUUAGCAGUUUCGGCGAGAAGGAAUCGGACGCGGACAGAACCGCGAGCCUCGCGAGCACGGCCGCGUGCGUCGCGCUCGCGCUCGCGCUGGGGAGCGGAGGCGGCAAGAAGAGUUGA